Molecule: messenger RNA, 10395 nt
Organism: Lineus longissimus
Lineage: Eukaryota; Metazoa; Nemertea; Pilidiophora; Heteronemertea; Lineidae
Product: rho guanine nucleotide exchange factor 11-like
Exons: 43
Coding region: 332-6082 (1916 amino acids)
Biological process (GO): G protein-coupled receptor signaling pathway; intracellular signal transduction
Cellular component (GO): cytoplasm
Molecular function (GO): G protein-coupled receptor binding; guanyl-nucleotide exchange factor activity
Source: RefSeq, a predicted model, not a curated record
AAUUUCGCUUUCAAGUUCUUCAUCGUUUCAUCACUAGACCUUCGGAAGUGAAUCGUUUCUUCUAUUUCCUUUGAAUGUCUUCAAUUAUCGAACUGCGUUCAUAGAUUGUAUUCAACAUUAGCUCGUACCAAUCACAAUCGGCAUUGCUCAUCGGAGCAAAAACCAUUGGUUUACCUUGGAAUGUUAACCAGUUACCGGCAAACUGGAGUCCGGCGUCUGGAUCAUACUCUCCCAUAUAUUGGAGGAGCAAAAUGUUCAAAACAUCGAGGUUUUACCUCAGGAUAUUGCACAAAACGACGAACGGGAUGUACUUGUGAAUGUACAAGAGAAUAUGACUGCCAUACAUCAGGAUAUGCUGCAGGCAAUACCUCAUGAUAUACUGCAAGUGCAAGAUAUACCUGAGGAUAUAGAACAAGUUGAAGAUAUACCUCAGGAUAUACUGCAAGUGCAAGAUACAUCUCAGGAUAUACCUCAACCCAUGUUAGAAGACAUUGGCGAUGAUGAUGUGUUUUUUGACGCACAGGACCCCGAGGUGUCCAAAUCCAAGUCGGAUUCAAGUUCGGGGUCAAGUUCUUCUUUGGAAUUUUUCUCCCCACCUCCCACAAGGCUUGGGUCACUGAGUAAAGACGGCGAUGCCCCCUCUCCCAAAAAGGAGGAGAAGAUUCUGGACGAUAUCCCAGGUGCUCCCCUCGUCCAACGAUGUGUCAUUAUUCAGAAAGAUGAGAAGGGCUACGGUCUAACCGUCAGUGGCGAGAAUCCAGUGUUUGUCGAAUCAGUCAAAGAAUAUGGUGCUGCUGCAAGGGUUGGUGUCAAGGAGGGAGACAGAAUCAUCAAGGUGAAUGGGUCGAUGGUGGCAAACUGUAAUCACAAGGAUGUCGUCAAAAUGAUCAAAUCCGGAACAUAUGUGGCUCUGACGUUAGUUGGACGACCACCUGGGCAUUCGCGUCGAGAGUCAGGUGACCAGAGCUUCCUGUCCCGUCCGUCCCCUGCCUCUCCGGCAGACCGAAUAGGUGGACCACAACCUGCUGAUGGUUUUACCGGACUUCACUUCAAAUUUGGCGUCAGCAGUCCUGAAAAAGACCAGGAAUUUAAUCGCCAAAAAUUGCGGACUAUUGAGAUGAUGUACUAUAAGGAAAAGGAGCAUUAUGAGGACUUAAAGACAGAACAUACAAAAAAUCCAACAGAGAAGUCGCAAUCGCAGCUAAACGACGGCGCUAAAACGCUAAAGAAGUUAGAAGAACAGUUACAGUAUUUACAAGGGUCGUCGUCAACAGACACGAUAUCAACGCCAUCAGGGUUGGAGAAAUCACAAUUUAGUUAUUCCAGAGAGGUGUCCUCCACAACACCCACUGAAGAAACAGCUCAGAUGCCGUUUACAAAACAGGGUUCUGGCCAGUCGCCAACAGACGGUCACUUAUACACACACUUGGGAAGUAUGGACGAAGGUGUCGAUACCACCUCUGGGUCAGAGGCCGGCACACCAGCCUCUUGGUCACGUGAUGGCCCCAAACACGCCAAAACUGGUUCAAUGCCAGAGCCAAUAUACAUGUCGGAUGAGGCGUUAAAUUCACGGGAUGCUGCCAUCCCUCGCUCCGUGUCAGACGUUGGGCCGAGUAACAAACACCAGAAGUUGGUGGGGUCCGAUUCUUGUCCACAUUUAGCGGCCGGGAGGGCCGUGUUAGAUAAAUCUAGAGGCCGUAGUUUGGGUAGCUUGUUCCAGACGUCGUCCCUCCCGACGAGUAUCUACGACAGCGGGAGUCUGUCCGAUUCGAAUUCUCCGCAGCACAGUCCAGCACCUUCACCGAUUCCCGUUCAGCGGGGUUUCGAUUACGUGGAGCCGUCAGAGGUCCACGAGGAGAUGGCCACGAUACACGAACCAGUCACAGUUUCUACAGUGCCGUUCUUUACUCCGGUAGAAUUUACGACACUGGCUCCAACCAUCGACUGUAUAACACUUAGGCGAGCGCAGAUCAUCGUUCGGAAGCCAACUUUAAAGCCAAGUUUAAAGCCUUCAGUGGCCGAGAUAUCUCCCGUGCCGGACCACGAAGCCACAUCGCCUGCUGCCCGAUUAUCACAACCCUCUCAACAAAUCAUGACCAUAGACGAUGAUGAUUUCAGUUCAGAGGAUGAGCAUAUAUUUGAUGACCAUGGUCCGUUUGCCCAUUUCGCCUCGUUGAAGAAUAAACCAGCUCAUCUGGCAGUGUUUUUACAUUACCUUAUAUCGAACAGUGAUCCGUCUCCAAUGUUCUUCCACCUUGUGACUGAGACGUACACCCAGGGAAACCUCAAAGAAAUGAGAAAGUGGGCAUAUGAGAUUCAUUCGACAUUCUUGGUCGAGAAAGCGCCCCUAAAAGUGAGCAUUGAUGAAGACAUCAUUGCCAAUAUCGACCAUGUCCUACAGUUCAAGUAUGAGAAGGAGGACCAGCUGAAGGCAGUGUUCGUGACAGCACGGAUCCGGGUUCACAAUCAAGUCAAUGAAUUAUUACAAGACUUCAGGUUGAAAAGGUCUUUAGGUCUUGGCAGUCUGUAUGGUGACCAUGACCUUCAAGAUGACCUUGACCGGGCAGCUGAGCUGAAAAUAGUGGAUAAAUACCUGACACCUCAUUUAGAGAGGUUACUGGACAACGAAGAUCACACAGAUCGCAACAUGGCCAUGGCAUUAGCAAUAACGACAUUUCUCAAACAAGUUGGCGUCCAACGCACGACGUCCAACUCUCGAUUUUUGGAACGGUGCUCUAGUUUUAUUGAAAAGGAUAAGAAAAUGUUCAGAUUUAAAGGAAGUCGAAAGAGUUUUAGUACAAGAAAAGAGAUUCACUAUAUAAAAGGCCACAGUCUACAGGCCCAGCAUUACCAUAUCACGACGUAUUGUAAUUACUGUUCAGGUGUCUUAUGGGGCGUGGGAAACCAAGGUUACCAAUGUGGUAACUGUGAUCAGAACUACCACAAAUUGUGCGUUGAGAAGCUCCAACAACAACCAGAUGAACUAUGCUCUGGUGCUGGUGUGAAGAAGAAGGACAAGAAACAACGCCAGUCGAUGUUAGAUCGGAUUAUACCGCGGAAACCUAGUGCCAACAACCCUGCUGCAAGAAACGAUUCCAUCCAUCAACAUGUCCCUCCAUCGUACACAGUAAAAGACGCGUUGAAGAUCCACGAGGGUCGUGACUCGGACGGCGGGAUGAUGAGCCCGACGACGCUUUCCCAAGUUGGGAUGUUUCACCACGUGCAGCCGGUGCAGGAGGAUGACGAUGAGGUUGAAGGUGAAGCAAAGUCCUCGGGUCCCACACGCGUCAACAAGUUGGUGGAGCGAUAUCAGACGUUGGGACACGGUGGAGAUGAGAAGGCUGGGUCAAAGUCACCGAGGAGUGAGAGUCCAAACUCGGAAGAUGAGAAGAAAGAUCGUGUGUCAGUCGGGCGGUCAGAAAGUUUGAAGGGACGGAAGGAAGAAAAACAGUUGUCAGUGCGACGAUCGAAAAGUGAUGUUGCAUCGGAUGACAGUUCGGUUAUGAAAGCUCUUAACCAAUCGGAGGCAAGCUCAUCAAGUUCAAGUUUAUCGGCAAAAAGCGAAAGUCCAAGCAACUCUCGUGAAGUCCUCCCACCUCUCAGUGUGUCACAUGAGGACGACUCUGACUUCGAAGUGGAGGACGAGUUGCCUCAACUCGAUGCCAUUCUGUCCACGCACGUCUUGAAGAAGUUAAAGCCCAAGGAGAAGAAACGUCAGGAAGUUAUUAAUGAAUUAUUCUACACAGAAAGGUCUCAUGUACGGAACUUAAAAGUUCUCGACCGAUUAUUCUUCCGCCCAUGGCACAACGAGCCGAGCUUGCCACGUGAUCUAGUCAAACUGUUAUUCCCAAACCUAGACGAAUUAAUAGAGUUACAUAAAAGUAUGAACGAUUCCAUGAAAAAAGAUGCUCCGGGACCUGGCGCCACCUAUGGAGAUGUUGGUGAUAUUCUCCUCAAUGGGUUGCAAGGAGCGAAUGGAGAAAAGCUAUGUCGAGCCAGUGCCACCUUCUGCCAAAACCAGUCUUUCAGUCUUGAAAUGUUAAAAAGUAGACGAUUAAAGGACCAAAAGUUAGCUGAAUUUUUGCGGGAAGCGGAAUCAAGAAAAGAUUUGUGUCGACGGUUAAAGUUGGCGGACCUCAUACCCGCACAGUUUCAGAGAUUAACAAAAUAUAAGUUACUCCUAGAGAACUUACUCAAAUAUACUCAGGCGAAUACAGAGGAAUACAACAAGCUCGUAGAAGCUGUCCAUUGUAGCAAGAAUGUUCUAAACACUGUUAAUAAAGCUGUGAUGGACGCGGAAAAUAAACACAAAGUCAUCGAGAUACAGAAGCGGAUGGAUCGGCGACCUAUUGACAACAGUAGUGAUCCAAAUGUAGCGAAGAUUAAAAAUCUUGACCUACGAACGCACAGUAUGAUAUACGACGGCUUCCUCACGUGGAAGAUAGGCAAAAAUAAACAAAUAGACUUGCACGUUGUGUUAUGUGAGGAUAUUCUAGUACUACUGCAACGCCAGGACGAGAAGCUUGUGCUAAAGUGCCAAAGUACCACAGUUGUGGCGGGGAAGGAGGAUACGAAAUUUACGCAUAGUCCUGUGAUAUGGUUGACCAAUCUGCUGACGAGAAAUGUCGCGACGGACCCACGAGCAUUCUUUCUGGUCAGUACCUCACAAGCUGGUCCACAAAUUUACGAACUGGUCGCACCAACAAAAGACGAAAGAAAAAAAUGGUUCAAAUAUAUCACAGAGGCAUCCGAAGCCUUCAAGAGCAAGGGCCCGCACCGACGUAGUACCAAGGCACCAGCGGGUGUGCCAAAUGAUAUACAGGAGGACAAGCCUAGAUUGAAAGAGAAGCGUGUCCAUGACCAUGAAGAGAACACGUCAGCUGACGAGAAUCAGCAGAAGAGCUGCAGCGUGGACAGUCUGGAGAACCUCGAAAAGUCCGUCGAGGAGCGGCCGCAUCUCGUCAACCCGCAAGAGGUCGUGGUGUCGGACCCCGUUUUUGAACAGGCUGAGCCAGUCCAUCUCAACCCUAUAGAAAAUCUGAGGAAGAAGGAUGAAAUGAUUUCAAAAAGUACAAACGAGAAAAUGAAAAUAAUAGCGGAAAUACUCAAUAUCCCCCAUGAGGACUUUGACAAUAUUGCAGAGCUUGCAGCUGUGAUCGAGGGAGAAAAGGAACCCAAAGAACUCAUCCUAGCGUCCAUAAUACAAACAGAGCGGUUAUCAGAUCUCGUGUCGGCGGAGCUGAAGCUGCCUGACAAACUGCCCGGAGACGACUACCAAGACAACUCCGCUCCGACCACGCCGAAAGCUGAUGCGCCGAAAACAUUACACAUUACUUUACCGGCGCAACCGGUGGUGAAAAUCACACAGACAUUGAAGGACCAACUCACGCAAUUACUAGCAAUUAUGACAGAACGGGAGGACGAAACGGAACGGUUACGACAGCAGCUCAAAUUGGCCAACGAUCAGAUUCACGCACUUCAAGAGAUCUCGCGGACACCGGGACACAGUCGGCCAAACAGCUACAUCUCGAUAGGGUCCGAGUUAUCAGAGAUCGACGAAUCGACGCAAUCAGGGGAUGAAAUCAAUAAAGCCAGACCCCCAACGGGCCAUGUCGCGGCCCCUAGGCCUCAUGCGGCCCCCAGCCCUCCUACGGCAAAGAAAUCUUUCUCGGAUAUAUUCUCAUCUCUCAUGACUAAAGUGUCGGAGGUUCAGAGCUCAUUGUUUGCCAACUCUCCGGGGAUAUCAAUGGAGUCGAGCAAUAGUGACGAACCGGGUGCGAUAAUUCAGGCCGUGGAGGAAAAUGUUGAAGUCUGUGAAGAAAUCGCUGACAAGCAGACAGGAAACGCAAUGGAGACUAUCCACGUGGCGGUCGGGAGUUCCGAACUGUCGCAGGAGCAGGACACUUCGGAGGAAAUGCAGAUAGAAACUACGGAAGAAACGCCGGCAAUCGAAGCGGUGGAGAUCACGACGGUCACGAUCGUACCGGACGCCACCGUCGACGAAUCACAAACGGACAUUGAUACGCAUGCCAACACACAGAUCCGCACAGGGUCGAUCGAGGACAUUAGUGCUACUCUCUAAUUUAAAAAACGCUCUGCGGGAUUUUAGAAAUCUGCUAUUUUUCUAAACUGUUGUGUUGGUACAAUGCACCUUUUGUUGGACUUGCAAUAUUAAACAGUAUUACUGUAGUUCUCGUCAGGAAAGGGUUAAACCAUUCUGUGAAGUGUUGCUCUUAUUUUGGGUGAUCACAACAUAGGCGGUUUGGGCUGCUAUUUAGGCUCUGUUCACAGGCAUUUAACAGGUUAAUAGUGAUAAAUAGACAGUUGAAGUAUUGGUGCAAGUCCAAUGCCUGUGUGCAUGAGAUGUUUCUCCGAAGAUUUGCAAAUUAUGAAUCACAGACUCCUAAAAUGAGGGCAGUAUUUUGGAGAAAGGUCCCUGAUUGGCGUUCAUUACUAUUUCACCUCAGUUAUGUCAGAUUAUUCUUCACAAAUGCACAAUUUUUGAACUGCUUUGUCUGAUAAGCUUGGGGUGCAGCCUUGGGGUGCAGCCUUGGGGUGGAGUCAGUUCUAGAUUAAGUCAGUGAGAUUCACGUAUAGCGGCUGCCAUUUUCUUUCACAUUCAUCCACCUGUCCACCCUUGGAGACAGAAUCGAUUAGUCUUCUGUCUGUUGAAGUCUUAGUGAGAAGAUUAUUUCAUUACGGAAUAAGGGGUCACAGGUGUCAGUUCUACAGUGUGUCCCAAAGUAAUUUUAUGAAAAAUGGACACUCUUGAUGUAAUGCACAGUUAUUGUAAAGAUUGUCUCGACGAUUAGUUGUAGUCCUGUAAAAAUAAUUCAAUUUUGAUGGGACCGCCUGAAAUCGCGUCCAAUUUAAGUUGACCAAAUAAUAAUUAUGCAUUAGGUAGCCUGUUAUGUAUUCAUUGUACAGAAUCGUUGGUCAAGUUAAAUUGGGUCGGUUUGUUUACAUUUGUAAAUUGAUCGGCUUCAAUAGAUGGCUAAAGCGCUUGUACAGUUAAGAUGCCACCAAUAGGUGGCACUGUUACUGCUUGUAUAGUUACAACUCCUGCCCAUAGGUGGAGCUGUAACGGAGUGUACAGUUACAAAGCUGUACACAGGUGGCGUUGUUAUAUGUACAUAAUGUUUGUUUUUCCCUUAGGGUGCUCCGGUAGCACUAGGUUAUUUCACAUGUGCUCGGGAAAAAAUUUGAAAUUUGUAUAAAGAUGUAAAAACGAUUUAUUUUGUACAGAGCAUGGUUAUAAUACGAGAGGCUGUAUUGAAUUUUAUGCUUUUCGCCGCCCGGGAAUUCGACGGACGCUGGCAAGGUGUAAUCAUGUGUAAAUUUAGCAAAUCGUCUUAAAUAUUGAAGGUCGAUUUAUAAUAACAAGAAGUAUGUAUGUAACGUUCACUAAAGUGUAGUCAAUGUAUUCAUUCUCGCUGUCGUUGGGGUGAGGGGUUAUAAUGUGUCGUAAACUUGGAAAUAUUUGUGCACCUUUAUGUUUGCAGAUAAUUGCAAAAAUAUAUGGCAGCAAAAAAGGAAAGCUGAAUUGAGAGUACUAAUACACGGUUGUCAAAACCCUAAUUUAAAGGGUUGCCGAUGUUAUACUUUCAUGAAAUUGCGAAACUAUGAUGCCGCAAAUUUUUCCAAGUUUGCAGUAUUCUCCAACCUGUCCAACCUCGGUGACAGAAUGAAUCGGUCCGAUGUCAAUGGAAAUGAAGGUAAUUGGAUUGUCCCAUUUACUGGAUUGGGGAAGACAGAUGACAAUGGGGGUUUGGGAGUUGAAUAUGCUCGGUCACAAGUGGCAAUAUUUAAUGAUUUCUGUGGGAAAAAGGUCUCCCUAAUCUUGGGUAUACAUUUUCUUUUACACUUAACUGUACCUAUUUCUGUACAUAAGACAUGGCAGUGGGUGUGUCGACUAAGUACUGUUUAUAAUCCAGAGAUGCUAAGAUGCUAAUCCUGCCUGCUUCUAGUAAAUUUAAAUCUUAUUAAUUGGUUUCAUCACUUCUGGUGAUGAUAACAUUCUUGGUUCCACUUUUGGUGAUGAAAACAUUUUUGGUUCCACUUCUGGUGAUGAAAACAUUUUUGGUUCCACUUUUGGUGAUGAAAACAUUAUUGGUUCCACUUUUGGUGAUGAAAACAUUUUUGGUUCCACUUUUGGUGAUGAAAACAUUUUUGGUUCCACUUUUGGUGAUGAAAACAUUUUUGGUUCCACUUUUGGUGAUAAAAACACCUUUUUGGUUCCACUUUUGGUGAUGAAACAUAUUUUGAUUAGUUCUCAAAAUCAACCUGAUCCAAAGGUGAUGAAAAAUUGAUGCAUGAUUCUGCAGGUGCAGCUCUUUGCUCCAAGCUCAGUAUAUGCAUUUUCUAAAUAGGUGAAAGUGAAUGAGCAGAAGUCAAUAAUUCAGGGAUAUUUAAUCAAUUCAGUCUAUAGAAGGCGUCGCGUCGAAAGUGAGAAGCAGCUUUUCAGAAUUACUAAAGUGCGGCACAGUGUCAUUUAUUCACGUAUGCAAAUUAGACAUAUAUGUAAAUUUAUGAUAAUUGUUUCCUGUCCAGACCCAUGUAGGCCGUGUAGAUCAUGGCAAAGUCCUUUUCCUCCCGUCUUUACAUGACCUCAACUUCAUAGAUCCUGUCAUAGUUAAUGAGGUAUGAUGAAAUAAGUUAUGCAAUAGUUAUGCUCAGCCAUCUCACCUGGUGAAACCCUCCAUUAAACAGGUGUGCACAAGGCCUUGCUGCUAACGUGUCGGUCCUUCUCCCGACAGUUACUCGAGCAUCUUAACUGAUGAAACCCUCCAUUUAAAGCAGGUGCACUAAUCUUUCUAAAAAGAGGCCCAGCCCUUCACAUGAGUUAGUCUUCUCAGCUAUUUGCCCUGGCCACCCCAAGUAAGACUAUGAACAAAAUCAAUGACAAACCAUGACACAUUGUAAAGUUUCUCAGAACUUCCGGAGAAGCACUCUCUUGCAUAACCAAAUGGUGUUGGGGAAUACAAGACUCAGUUAGCUUUCUACGUGGCUUCGAUUUUGGCCCGUGUAACUUUUAAUUUCUUUUUGUUGCUGGAGUCGCUUAUGUUUAUUUAUACUCUCUGGGGAUUCAGUAACAGUAGGAGUAGUUGAUCUCUACUCUCUUCAGAAUUGGGAUUGUAUAACUCAGAAAAGCUUGAGAUCCAGCCCCUGCUUUUUACUUUCCAUUUAGAAUUUGGAUUGUAGACUGGGAAUAGCUCGUUAUCAAGUCGUUAUUGCCUAUGGUCAUGACUCGUGAAGCUUUGAAUCUUAAAAAUUAAGUGAAUACCCCAUCUACGCAGAUGGAAAGGAGCAAACUGUUUGUGAAGUUACUAAGAACCGCCCUUGUUUCCAGACAUAUAAUCUGUGACUUGUAACAUCAGUGACAGCCCACCUUGUCUGCCACAGCUUCAUUGUGUAACCCAUAGCGAUAGGCACAGCCAUUUUGUCAUUGAUGACUCAGCUAUGAGGGAUCAUCCAUCAUGUUUGUCAUCAUGAACUGUGAGCAUUAAGAAUUUCUUUCCUCUGCUGCCAACCAUAAUGGAUGAUCCAUUGGUAUAAUACUUCUGCAGACUAAUCGAAUACCAUCAACAGAGUUUGAUGCGUUCAAAAUUCCUUUCCUGUAUUUUGUCACAGCUAUGAUACGGGUUAACUCUUUGAAGGACUAACAUCUGUUGCGUAGUGUGGACACAGAAGAUAUCGCACAAAUUUAAGAUUGACACGAGCAUUUAUUGGAGAACUUUCAGUGUGAUCUUUCUAAUGGUACCAUCAGUAAACCUAUUGAUUCCCAUUCAUUAAAAAGCUCUCAGUGUGUACUUUCUAAUGGUACCAGUUGUGUCAUGGAUGAAGAUGAGUCGUAACUUUAUAAUUCAUAUUAUGAAAUUUCUCAAAUUACUCAAGUCCUUCGGGGUGAACGCAAUCAAACCAGAGUGGUUCUUUCUCCUUUCUAUGUUGGAUCAUGUUCGUUUAGUUUUGAGGAGUAUUUUUAAUGGAACAGCUGUGCAUGUGGCCAAUGUGAUAGGGCCGUCCUUGAAUACAUGUUGGUCUGCCAUAACCCUAGCCUGGAGGUUGACUAACUGGGUAGGUUGACCAAAUUUUGUUUCAUUGUGAACAAUUUAUGUCAAUGAAAAAGAUGGGGGUUUGAGUUUUCUCAGAAGGAAAAGUUGGUCAUUGAAACUUUGGCUUGGGGGGGAGGCUGUAUGACGAUUGGUGUGGUUACGGGGAAACAACGUAAUUCUCAAGAUUGCCUUAGAGAAAUCCUGCUGAGAAAACCCUGCUGUGAAGUACUUGUAUAUAUUAGCCAUGUUCAUAAUCAAUAAACCAACUUCACCUGUAUCGUAUCGAGGUCUUAUGUGAAGAAAAUAAGUAAUAAAUGCUGUGUGUACAUUUGUCAUUAUGAAA